AUGUCUUCAGACACAUCAGACACUAAAUCCAAUAUGGCAGAUGUUAAGAAGAGAAGGAUCAGAAGGCCGACACUUCAGAGUCAUUUAAACUCACCAAACAGUAAGAAAGUUCUAUCGCAAAGUUUAAUUGAAAAAGAUGACCGACAAAUGGAGAUGCACAGCUUCCUGUCUCUUCCAAUUCAUAAGAAGACAAAUUACACUGCUCGAAUGAUGGCAGAGCAAAGGAAAGAGAUUCUCAAGCAGCUAAAGGAGGAGGAGGAAGAAGAGCAGGUAAAAGAAAGGGUGAAGAUUCUGAAGCAAGCCAAGAGUAAGCCAACACUCCAAAUACAAACACCAGCAAGGCGUGAGCUAAAGACAGCUUUGUUGAAGCAGAGGAACAUAUUGAGAGAAAGUAAACAUGACUUAAUCUCUAUGGAGCGUCAGAAGGCCGUGUUAGAGAUAACACUAAUGACAAAGCGAUCCGAGAUUUGUAAGAUGGAUAAGUCUAUCGCAAAAGAGGAGAGACGGCUGAAGGAAUUGGAGAAGACCAUUGAACAGGACAAUCAGAGCUUUGUUGCGUUCCUGAGAGAGAAUGAGAAGAAGUCUUCAGAGGCCCAAACAUUUUUUGAACAAGAGGCGAAGUCCAAACAAGAGAAAACUGCUGAGAUCAAGAAGUUGUCUUCUGAAAUAUCCUCAGUAAGAAGUGAAGUUGCCAAUUAUGAAGAAAUACUCCAAGAGUAUAAAAGAUACAGGGAUCUUCUCUUCAAGUUGUCUCCAAUUGAGUGGCAGGAGACUCAGAGAGCAAAGCUACUCAAGAAAGUCCAAGUGGAUAAAAACAGAAAAGCUGAGCAAAACAGGGAGUCAGAGAACUCAACAUUCUUUUCAGGUCACUCAGAACUAACUGCAGAUUCCCAACCCGCAAAACAUUAUGAACCAGACAUUGAUAGUUCACAAUAUGAGGAUGAACCAGACUUGUACUUCACAGAUCCCAAGCAACUUAUUGAACUGAUGACAGAGCUAACUGAGCAGAACUUGUCCUUGAUCAAGAACUCUACAAGAGCUGAAGAGACACUAGAGGAUCUCCAACAGUCAAUGGAGGAAGUCAGGAAGAGAACUGAAAAAGAUGAAGAACUUUUGAACAAGCAAAUAAAUGAUGUGAACAAGAGAAUUGAGGAAGAGAAGACAAGAUCUUUGGAGCUGAAAAAGAAGGUUCAGCUCCAUAUUGAGCUGAAAACACAAGAUGAGGAUGAAAUGAUGAGGGUGCUCGGAGAAAAGGUUGCUGAGGUGUAUAGUUGCUGUGUUGAUGACAGAUUAAGCAAAUGUAGCACCUUGGAAAAACUAGCCAGCAUUGAGAAGCAGUUGUCUUCACUGCUACAUUGUCUUGAAGAAAUACCCAAGGAAAGUUUGGAACUGAUGCAAAAGAUCAAGGCCAGCGAGAGGAGGACCAGGCAACGUGAAGAAAAGCUGAGGUUGCAAAGAGAAAAACAGAUAGAAAGGAUGAAGAGGUAUUUGGAGAGGUCCCUGUCUGACGCCAAGAAAACAAACGGACGUAAACUAAUGCCCAGAUGCCUCCCAACUGCACAGAAGGUCAAAACCAAAAAAGUGGAAAGUGCUCCAAUUGAUGACGACUUUAAUGACUACUUCUUCACAUCUCUAGACAUUGACUGA
Molecule: messenger RNA, 1647 nt
Organism: Nerophis lumbriciformis (worm pipefish)
Lineage: Eukaryota; Metazoa; Chordata; Actinopteri; Syngnathiformes; Syngnathidae
Source: RefSeq, a predicted model, not a curated record